UAUUCUCGCAAACAAAGUAUCCAGAAGCUUUUGACCCUGACGAUGAAAAAUUAGAAAGUUCAACGACAGAGAUAAUCAAAUGCUCACGUUUUAACUUUUUUCUAUUGAAAGUCACGGUUGGUGCGAUAAGCAUGAACCUAGCCUCUAAUUCAGUUUCCAUUAAGUGUAUAUAUAUAAACUACAUAGUUUUAUCUGUUUGAUCCAUAUAAUUCCUGCAAAACAUCAUCUCUGUAAUAAAAGACUAAUCCCCUGAAGUAACAACUCUUACCGAUCCUCUCCAUGGCUCAAUCUCCUCAGAAAAUUAUCGUAGAAGAUCGUCAGGUCCCGCUCGAUGCUACCUCCGAGCAACCUGCUUUGUUUGUUGGAACCACGAGGUUGUACAUGAGCUACACCUGCCCGUUUGCACAACGUGUUUGGAUUACCAGAAACCUCAAGGGUCUGCAAGAGGAGAUCAAACUAGUUCCUAUAGACCUUUUUAAUAGGCCAGCUUGGUACAAGGAGAAAGUAAAUCCUGCUAACAAGGUCCCGGCCCUUGAACACAAUGGGAAAAUCAUAGGGGAAAGUCUUGAUUUAAUCAAAUAUGUCGAUAGCAAUUUCAACGGGCCUUCACUUUACCCCGAGGAUCCUGCGAAGAGAGAGUUUGGCGAAGACUUGUUGAAAUAUGUUGAUGCAACAUUCGUAAAAACUGUGUUUGGCUCUUUCAAAAGUGACCCGGUUAAAGAAACAGCAUCGGUCUUUGAUCACGUGGAAAAUGCUUUGAAGAAGUUUGAUGAUGGUCCAUUCUUCCUCGGCGAGCUUAGUUUGGUUGAUAUCGCUUAUCUCCCAUUUAUCGAACGAUUUCAAAUCUUCCUCGACGAAGUUUUUAAAUACGAAAUUAUAAUUGGACGUCCGAAACUAGCUACUUGGAUUGAGAAAAUGAAUAAGAUGGUUGCAUAUACGCAGACGAAAACCGACUCGGACUAUACCGUUAACUAUUUCAAGAAGUUCAUGUAAAAGUACCAAAUCAAUCGGAAUCGGACCGACUCGGAUUAUUAUACCAGAUACUUGAAAGUCGGUGUUAUAAUGAUCUGGAUUUGGUACUGUUAUUACUUUGAUAAUAAGAAAGAUUUGGUUAUUGUAUUUACUUUUACUUUAAUCAACAGAGAUAUGGUUACUUCUUCGUGCUUGGAUUUUCAAAUAAUAAAAUGGGCUCUGUUUAUGACUGA
This is a messenger RNA of Camelina sativa (false flax), 1205 nucleotides long. Its product is annotated as glutathione S-transferase L1. Gene Ontology annotation, molecular function: glutathione transferase activity. The record is from RefSeq and is a predicted model, not a curated record. Gene Ontology annotation, biological process: protein glutathionylation. NCBI's taxonomy places the organism in Eukaryota, Viridiplantae, Streptophyta, Magnoliopsida, Brassicales, Brassicaceae.